Thalassophryne amazonica is the source of this 2591-nucleotide messenger RNA. RefSeq names its product sodium/hydrogen exchanger 2-like. NCBI's taxonomy places the organism in Eukaryota, Metazoa, Chordata, Actinopteri, Batrachoidiformes, Batrachoididae. The coding region runs from base 154 to 2166 and encodes 670 amino acids. The transcript is spliced from 13 exons. Gene Ontology annotation, biological process: sodium ion transport; proton transmembrane transport; regulation of pH. Gene Ontology annotation, cellular component: membrane. Gene Ontology annotation, molecular function: sodium:proton antiporter activity. The record is from RefSeq and is a predicted model, not a curated record.
UGACACACGAAAAGCUGAAGCGAACAGAAACUCUUUUCAUGUGUUGAUGUUUUGUUGUACUGGACAUGAACUGGAGGAAUGGAUUGGCUGAGGUACUAAGAAAUGAGAGAUUUUUGAAAAUGAAUCUUCAUUGAUGGAUAUUGACGAGUGGAAAUGUGGAGUGUAAGUUUGUCUGAAGUCAGGAUGGGCAGAGGGGCUCUUUACUUGGUUUUGCUUCUGCUGGCCUACUGCACUGGAGGGAAAUGCGAGAUUCAGGACACAAAUCCUUUAUCAGUGACCAAUGUCCCUGCCGUCAAACCUGACAACAAUCAACCUCAGGCCUUCCCGAGUGAGGAAAAGAAUAACCUUCCGGUGUUCAUGAUGGACUACCCUCGGAUCCAGCUCCCAUUUGAGUUCACACUCUGGGUAUUGCUGGCCUCCUUUGCCAAAAUUGGGUUUCACAUCUACCAUAAAGUCACCAUCUGGAUCCCAGAGUCCUGCCUCCUGAUCGCCAUCGGCCUCAUAGUUGGUGCCAUCAUGCACUCAGUGAAAGAGGAGCCCCCUGCUGUGCUCAGCUCAAAUGUUUUCUUCCUCUACAUGCUGCCGCCCAUCGUCCUCGACGGCGGUUAUUUCAUGCCCACACGGCCGUUCUUUGAGAAUAUCGGCACGGUGCUGUGGUACGCCGUGGUGGGGACUCUGUUGGGAAGUAUUGGCAUCGGGCUGUCACUCUUUGCUAUCUGCCAGUUUGAGGUCUUUGGAGUUCAAGAUAUCAACCUGCAGGAGAACUUGCUGUUUGCUGCCAUCAUAUCGGCUGUGGACCCAGUGGCUGUGCUGAAUGUGUUGAGGAUAUUGGAGUCAAUGAGCAGAUAUAUUGUCAUAUUUGGUGAAGGGCUUUUCAGCGAUGCUGUCACAGUGCACGGAGGUGCAUCACUGUUGAGGACUCCGCGACUGGAGAAGGCCAAAGGCGAUGCCCACAUUUCACCUGGCUGCAGGAGACAGAUGGUUACUUUAUUAUCAGUCCGAGCCUGGAUCGAGCCCCUCUUUGUCUUCAUGUACAGCUACCUGGCAUACUUGGUGGCUGAACUGUUUGCCAUCUCCAGCGUUGUGGCCAUCAUCACGUGUGCCAUAACCAUGAAGUACUACGUGGAGGAGAACGUGUCCCAACGCUCCUGCACCACCAUUCGACAUGUAGUCAAGGUGCUGGCCAUCAUCUCCGAAACCAUCUUCUUUCUCGGCGUGGUGACCAUAACCACUGAGCAUGAGUGGAACUGGGCCUACAUUGUCUUCACGCUGGUGUUUGCUUUCAUCUGGCGGAGCAUCGGCAUUCUGGUUCUGACCCGCCGCGGAAUUCCUCCUGAGAAUUUAACAAGAUCUGUGUUCUUUUUGUGCAUCAGGUUUAAAAAGUUCAACGAUCAUAUUUUGAGGCGUAUCCUUCUCCAAGAGAACAAGGAAGAGUCCAGCAUUGUGUCUCUGUACAAGAGACUAGAACUGCAGAACGCCAUUGAGCUGCUGGACACAUCUGUGGGAGACAUCAGCGCAGCGCCAUCUGUUGUGUCUAUAAACGAUGACAGGAAUGAAGCCUCUCGACCAAAGAAGACGUUCUUGGCUGGUGAUGUGAGAAAAAUGCACGACAUCUUGUCGAAGUACAUGUACAAGAUCCGACAGAAGACACAAGCCUACACCAGCAAAUACAAUCUACCUGACAACAGCCAGGCCAGAGAGAUCUUGAUCCGCUGCCAUCCAACUGUCAGACGCAGUCUGCGUGCAAGUAGUUUCAGAGAUACGCCUUCACAGAACAUACCUCGGUCUCAGAAGUACUUCUCCCUCCAACCUGGAGGAGACCUGGAGUCUGCUUUCGCCCGCAGAAGACAUAGUCAGGGUGGGGGUGAUGAGGUGGUCCGACUCUCAGCUCGUCUCCAGUCUUCUGGGGUAUCACCACGCUCUUCAUUCAGAUCUUUCGUUCCUCUAAGAACGUUGAACACAAUCAGGGAAUCAGGGGACAGUUUACACAGGCUUGAAGACAACAGAGACCAAGAGUUUAGAUCUGCUGGAGAAGAAGAAGAAACGCCAAUUCCAACACCACCUCAAGUCUGGGUACCUGAGAAUCAGGAUCCCAGGGAGCACGGGGCAGGGAACCCCCUCCUCAGAUGCACAGCAGAGGGGUCUCAGGACUCAUGGAGGUCAUGACAGGAUGAACAAUUUGACUUUAGUAUUCGUAUUGUGCAUUGUAAAGGCCUAGUGCCCUAUCUUGAUGGUGUUAAGUGCAUGAUGCAGCUGGAUCUGGGAUGUGUCCAAGGCCUUUUUGCUCUCCAGAAGGAAUGAAAAUUCUCCACUAAGUUUGGCACUGAAUGCAAAGGGAGUAAAUUUAUCCUCUUUCUUGGUCAUGGCCAUGUUUUGAGCAUAACAUGAAAUAAACCAAUAAAUUCAACUCCAUUCCAUUCAUUUAUGCAAUGCCAAAUCAGAAAUAAGGAAUUCCCCUCAAACCAUCAUUAUUAUUAUUAUUAUUAUUGUUAUUAUGGAACUGCCGUCCUGUCCAGAGUGUACCCUGCCUCUUGCCUUGUGACUGCUGGUAUAUGCUCCUACUCUGGCCAGAGUAGGACCAUAUGAGGUCU